GUAACGUCUGCAUCAUUUCAGGGAAACAUGAGUCACUUGCAGUUCAGUGGUUCAUGUGAUUCAAGUGACCCGUGGUCGCCGUUCUCGUCUCGGUCGUUUGUCUUCGUCAGUCGACGUCCUUCAGCGGGUUGAGUCUUUGUCGUAUGCUGUUGACGAGGCGCUUCAUCGGAAGAAUGUCUGCAUCUCUCGGCCGUCACAUCAUUUGGGAGUCCGAGGGCCUGGUGGCCUACCUCCACCCCCGACCCUGGACCCCCGGUUCAGUCGUGCUGGAGAGCAAGGCCCCGGGAAAGUGCGGAGGAAGCAUCUUCCACCUGGAGGAGCCGGAGUAUUUGUCCUGGCUGUUGGGGGCGAGGGCCGUUUCGGAGCUGCUGUGCGACAAGCUGGAUGUUCGGAGAUGUGCCAUGGUGGCCCGGCCUCACCAGGAUGGACCGGCCCAGAUCCGCCUGCUGCCGCUGCACGGCCUGGAGGCGCAGUGGUGCCCCCACCUGUCGGGAGGCGAUGAGCACAACGCCCACGACCCAGGAUACUGCACCUCCAAAAAUGCCGCCCGGUGGGACGACUCCUGCCUGUCCGACAUCCAGUCCAGAAUCCGAGCUAAGCUUCCGAACCCUGACGCUGAGCCCAACUUGACCUUCCUGGGAGACGACCCGUCUCACCCCGGGCUCUUCCCCCGCAUCGUGCGGGGUGAGGAGCAACAGUGGCGCCUGUGGGAGGACCACAAGCACGUGUCCUUCCUCACACCGUUUCCAAACUCACCUGGGUUUACCGUUCUGAUCCCACGGCGGCCGAUGACGUCCGAUAUAUUCCGGCUGGAACAAGAGGAUUACGAAGGGCUGGUGCUGGCCGCUCGGAAGGUUUCCCACCUGCUGGAGGAGGCGCUGGGAGCCUGGGGCGUGGGCCUGAUAUUCGAGGGGUUUGAGAUCGACUACGCUCACGCUAAGCUAAUACCACUGCUGCGACCGGCAUCGGGAGUGGAGGGCAUUUCCUGCGCUAAAACGUCGCCGCAGUUUUACGACAAGUACCCGGGAUAUGUUACGUCAGAGGACGGGCCUGAGGCCAGUCCAGAGUGCUUGGCGGCGGUGCACGCGAAAAUAACACAAAAGUAAAGGACUGAAAGUCGUGUUGUUGCUAACUGCUAAUGGAUUAGACUGAUAGGUUUUUAUAAUAGGAAUUCAAAUGAUAACGAUAGUUCUCAAUGUACGAUUUACAUUCCAAUAAUAAUAACCCUUUCCCAGUCCAGCCCUAUUGGUGGACUCAAGUCCGAGGCCAAAGCCCAAUUGGCUUGUGUUCACAUGUCAGAUUUUCAAGCCAAACAGACUUUGACUGAAGUGUGACGCGCCUUAAAGCAACAAUGCGUAAUAUUUAGACAUAAAUAAAAUAAUAAAUAUAAGCUGGACAGUGUUGUGUGUAUUGCCAUCUGUGAUCACAUUUUUCGCUGUUUUGCCACGGUCUUUCCCCAUAAACAAACUUGGGAUGGGGGCGGGACCGGAGACCCAACUUUACGAUAGCCUGUAAUUACGCUCAUUUACCUGUGGUGCCGCCAAAAGCAAAUGUUCUCAUCUAAGAUACAGCGGCUUUAAGUGUUCAAGGACAAACUAUGGACGGAAAUUCUUCCCUCACUGUAACAAAAGGUGUUGGAAGUGGGAUUUGUGUAGAACCUGGCAAAGAGGUAGGGUUUUACAAAGAGACAUGAGACAUGCAGAGACAUUCUGAAAUGAAAAUGUUUUGGUGUUUUGCGAAAAACUAACAAACCAUUUUCCCCACAUGGGCUAAAGAUGAAAUCCGGGGCGUCAGGUAUUGACACUGUGGGGCUUCUUGGCGAAUGUGCUCCAGCACCCUCGGAUGUCGGCGCGCUCCAUCUUGGUGAUGUAGAGGAGCGGCUCGAUGCUGCAGCUCAGGUCCAUGAUGGCGAAGACGCUGGUGCGGAUGUGACAGAAGAAGACCAUGAAGGAGUAGUAGGGUGCGAAGGGCAUGAGCGCCACCGGGGGGAGGUAGUUGACCACGAUGAUGCCCAAGAUGAUCAGCACCAUCCGGAAAGCCUUCUUCUUCACCGGGUGCAUGGUCUCCUUGCCCGUCACCGAGCGGCGCAGCACCCAGAUGAUGGAGAUGUUGCAGAAGAUCAUGACGACGAAGGAGAAGAGGAUGACCCCGCUGAAGACCUCGUUGACGAUGACCACGCCCAGGACGCUCUUGGUGAGGCCGUACGCCAGGAUGAGGCACCAGACCAGCGCCGACACGCAGAUGCGCACCCUGUUGUCCCGGAUGGCCGUGAAGAGCACGGGGUGGACCACGGCCAUGUACCGGUCCAGACAGAUGCAGACCUGAGGCGGUGGACCCAGUUUAAUGUUGUGGCGUCCAUAUUGGAAAAUAAUUCGCAAACAAGAGACCAUGAAGGUUUACAUGCAUCGGUUUCAUUUCUUUUGCUGCUGCCUUUAUUGUGAAAAUCAUUUUUUUAAUUUGUUACCCUUUUUUGUGACUAAAAAAAAAUGUAACUAAAAAAAUAUUGUAAAAAAAAAAAUGGUGUAAAAUAGAAAAUAGAGGAUUAAUUUCCAUUAUAUAUUCAAUUAUAUAUAUGUAAAAUUCCAUGUUAAAAAUAAUAAUUCAGAUUUUUUUUCCUUUGAUAAA
This is a messenger RNA of Synchiropus splendidus (mandarinfish), 2625 nucleotides long. RefSeq lists its product as uncharacterized. NCBI's taxonomy places the organism in Eukaryota, Metazoa, Chordata, Actinopteri, Syngnathiformes, Callionymidae. Gene Ontology annotation, molecular function: catalytic activity. The record is from RefSeq and is a predicted model, not a curated record. Bases 144 to 1106 code for a protein of 320 amino acids. The transcript is spliced from 3 exons.